Lingula anatina is the source of this 2183-nucleotide messenger RNA. RefSeq lists its product as uncharacterized. Gene Ontology annotation, biological process: extracellular matrix organization. Gene Ontology annotation, molecular function: extracellular matrix structural constituent conferring tensile strength. NCBI's taxonomy places the organism in Eukaryota, Metazoa, Brachiopoda, Lingulata, Lingulida, Lingulidae. The record is from RefSeq and is a predicted model, not a curated record.
UCCUGGCACUCCUUGAACUGGAAUGAACAUCAUUUGUCAAAUCCUUCAUGUAAUUGAAAAAAAAAUGAAUUUGGUAUGAUACAAAUGCAGCAUUCAGUUGGUAUAUAAGGAGUAAGUCACGCAGUUACAUGCAUCAGUGAGGGAUGCAACAAUGAAGCUGGUCAUUUUUAUACUCAUUUUGAGUGCUGUCCAUGUAGGUGGGUCAAAUGUGAUGUGUAAUUCCAGAAGUCCAGAAUCUCCUCCAUGCAGCCCCAGUGAGCCAUGCCGUUGUGUUGUGUGGUAUAGUCCCCUAACACGGGACCAACAAGGAAAACCUUAUAUUAGACCACCGUUGACCGGCUGCUUUUGUGAUCCUGAGGGAGCAGAAAAGCCUGUUUGGACAUUCUUUAAUAAACCAGUGGGAUCUACAUAUGGAUCUUUAAAUGAACAACCAGGACCUCCAGAUACACAAAGUCAACAUGGAACCCCAGGGUCAAGCAGGCAACCAGGACCCCCAGGAUCACACAGGCAGCCAGGACCCCCAGGAUCCCCAGGAACAAGCAGGCAACCAGGACCCCCAGGAUCACACAGGCUACCAGGACCCCCAGGAUCCCCAGGAUCAUACAAGCAACCAGGACCCCCAGGUUCACCUGAGCAACCAGGACCCCCAGGUUCACCUGAGCAACCAGGACCCCCAGGAUCACACAAGCAACCAGGACCCCCAGGAUCACACAAGCAACCAGGACCCCCAGGUUCACAUGAGCAACCCGGACCCCCAGCCUCAUCUAAGCUGCCAGGACCCCCAGGUUUCAACAGUCCUCCAGGACCCCCAGGGUCAAACACACAACAUCCACCAACAAUUGUACCAAGAGGACCUCCAGGAUCACAAGAAUGACCUACCCCCCUGGACAGCGGGAUACCAUGACCACACAAGGGCAACCAGGCCCCCAGCCUUAUAGGGCAAAUUAACCAAGGUCUCCAAAACCUCAGCAUGUUUCAUGGGUUAGGAUAUUCCAAAAAUCCCAAACUUGAAUAAUGUAUUGAUUAUUUAUAAUAAAUAUAUCAAAACAUUUUAUCUUCUAUUUAUUUGUAAAUAAGUCAUUAUUAAAAAAACAGUAUCUUAUAAAUGGCUGUAUUUGAAUUUAUCUAUCAAAAAGAUAAACUAUUCAGGUUGCUUCACUAGCAAUUGCAGAAUUCAAAGGAUGUGAAAACUUCAAAAAUUGUUUUAACCAUAACUUAUAUUUAUUUGUAUACAUGUAUAAUAACAUACAGUGAAUGAGAGAAGAAGGAGACAAGUAUUUAAUUAGCAUUCACAAAGUUCUCCUAAAUGUAUGUGAACCUUAAGGCACAUAAUUUCAGCAAAAACUAGUGUCAUUAUUUGCUGCUGAAUAUUAAAUACCGCCAGUGAUGCUGUCAACCAUCAGCACACUCACAUCGCAGUUUGAUAUUGCAUUUUAAAAAUUGAUUUAGGAAGAUGUCACAUUUCUGCAGGACAAAUAGUCCACUUUUUACAGGUAAUACUUGAUUGUUAAUGAAAUGAAAUAUGUACAAAUAAAUACUGAUGAUAAGAAAGCGCACCAGCUUAGAGGACAUAGGAUAAAAUAGGAAGCUAUCAGAGGAAUAUCUGAUUUUUACAUUGUCAUCAAAUAUGAGCUAUAGGUAAUAUCACUGAAUCAUCAAUAUCACUGCAUAAAUAAAGUUGCUUAAAGUGAAGUUAAAAUUGAUUUUAACAAAUUAAUAUCUCUUUCUGAGCAUUCAAUUUAUGAUCUUGAAUUUUCAAAAUCUUUUAAAAAUAAAUCUUUUAUCAAAAUGUCAAUCAUAAAUUAUAUUUGGAGUGCCAGAUAUCUCUGUGAAAAUGGCUUAUUAGCAAACAAUACUCAUGGGUGUUAUUUUCUAGGACAAAAAUAUACAAACAUUUGAAAAAAAAGCUUAAUGUAGUAUGUUUUACUUGAGCCAAAAGAAAAUAUAUCUGCUUUUUUCUAUUUCAGAUAACAUCAAUCAAUGUGGCAUCACUUAAAUGAAUGCCAAACACCCUGAGUUUCCCAGAUUUCUGGAAACACAUGUAUUAUCAGCAAGCCUUUGCCAUCUCCAGUCACUUUUGAAUUAAUGGAUUUGAUUUACUUGGAAACCAAAGCAUGUGGUAUUUGGUUAAAGGCUUCUGGAAACUGCAGAGGAAUGAUGAUAAUAGAAAUGAAUUUUCAGUA